Messenger RNA from Aspergillus oryzae RIB40, 768 nucleotides. RefSeq names its product DUF3807 domain-containing protein. The coding region runs from base 1 to 768 and encodes 255 amino acids. The transcript is spliced from 4 exons. Lineage: Eukaryota; Fungi; Ascomycota; Eurotiomycetes; Eurotiales; Aspergillaceae. The record is from RefSeq and is a predicted model, not a curated record.
AUGUCUACACCGCACAUCCCACCUGUAACGAUAGAAGACCUACAAGCAUUUCAAGCUAAACACUUUCCCGGAAGUACUCGGUCCCUUGUAUCUGAGUAUACCUACAAUGAAAAUGUAACGGACGAGCUGGCAGUCGAUGACGACGGCCUUGGAUACUACCCCGAUGGUGUGAAGCGCACCCUGACGGACGAGCAGAUCGAAAUAUUCAGACAUAGUGAGAUACACUCACUUAUGCGCGAAAGACUACUUAAAGAAGAGGAGGAGGUGUAUCAGAAAGCUGCUGAAAUCAAUGAGAUUAAGGAUAAUCAAGCAGAUGACAAAGACACUUCUGCAAAGCGCUCUGGUGUCGUUGGUGAAACUGAUCAAUCGACAGGCGAGGAUCAACAAGCGAGAACUCUGCAGUCUGAUACCAGGCAGUCCGUGGCCAGGAACCGAACCGUAGAUAAUAGUUCGGACCCUACGCUGGACUAUGAUGAAGACGCUUCUGAAGAUACCUGCAAGCCUGCUCCAUCAGCUGCCGGAUUCUUCGACGAAAAUACGAAAUGGAGCUAUGAUGAACUUUUGGCAUUAUCUAAACCCGCUAUUACUCGACUACGGUCGGGUCUUCUGAAAGCCUAUAUAGUGUUCCGUGAGUCUCCUCCCCUUGACCCUGGUUCUUCAGCUAUGAUGAAACUCUUCGUAUCAGUCAUCCUUAGUCGGAUCGCCAUACCAUCUGCGGAUGUGGCUCGGUUGCGUACGGUUCGAGACAUUGCACGGCAAAUGUACUAG